This is a messenger RNA of Adineta steineri, 813 nucleotides long. The record is from the annotation of a GenBank genome assembly. NCBI's taxonomy places the organism in Eukaryota, Metazoa, Rotifera, Eurotatoria, Adinetida, Adinetidae.
AUGCAUAUGCGUCUUUAUAUUAUUAAAAUUUCAAGCAAAAUAAUCUUUUUGAUUUUUUAUGCAUCUUUUGUAUUCCAAUUAACCAAAGGACAACAAAAAAAUAUUCAUUUUUUAUUACCAAAUGUGUCAUCAUCUAUUCAUUCUUUAUUAAAUCCAACUAUCCAUAAAGUUUACUCAUUUACAUUAAAUUCUUUUACAAAAAUAAAUUUAGUUGGAGGUCCAUUUAAUAUUAAACUUAAUCAAAUUUCGUAUUUAAAUAACAAUCAUACAUCCGUUGAUAUUAAUGCAGAAGAAUCAAUACAUAAUUCAAUUUUAAUUGAUAUUGUACAAAAUGAUAUUCUUUUUAUUCGUAUGAUAGAAAAUAUUAAUUUAAUCAAUAAAACAAAAAUAGUUAUAACAAUCAAUUAUUUUAAUUUAACUGAACUUCAUGUCAAUGGUAUAAUUAACAUUCAAUGUUUAAAUCAAAUUCAAACAGAUAAAUUUUAUUUAUAUAAUCGUGCAACUGGAUGUCUUAAAUUAAAAUUAAAUGUUAAUACACUUGAUGCAUAUUUUCAUUCAAAUGGUCGUGUGAAAUUAUGUGGGCAAGUUAAUGAAGAAGCAACAUUACAAUCGUUAGGUGUUGGGGAUAUACAAUGUCGAAAUUUAUUUACAAAAAAAAUCAAUGUUAUAUCAAGUGGAAUCGGAAAUAUAUAUGUAACAGCUACAGAUGAAAUUAAUAUAAUAUUAAGUGGAAUUGGUACGAUUUAUUAUACAGGUCCAUUAAAACAACAAAUUAAAACGGGUUUAGGAAAUAUUAUUGAAGCAGUUGAUUAG